UUAUUUAUUCAUUAUAAUUAACAGGGAAGAUCCUAAUUGACGAUUCAGUGGAAUAUCUUUAAAUUAAUAUUUCCUACAGGAACCCGUCCAGCGCCUUCAGCGAUCCCAAAAGCAAUAGUGAUGCCAUGUAGCUUGUCCACAGGAAAUUCUUUAAUACUAAUUAAGGUUUGGCUGCUAUAGCCCACUGAGGAAAGGAAUGCCGCCAAAUAAAAGCAAACGUCCAUUUCGAGAUGAAAGUCCAGAACAAGAUGGGCUUUCUAAAAAACCAAGGCCAGAUACAGAGGAAGAUGAGGAUGACAAAGAAAUGCAGGAUGGCGACAAGAAUAAAGCCAACUCUAGUAAAGCUGGGGGUAAGGUACUGCGUAGUCCCAGUGUAUCGUCCCACAACAAACCAGCAGAGUUAUUCAGAAAAGACUUGAUUAGUGCUAUGAAGCUAGCAGACUCGGAGCCUCUCAAUGCAGAGAACUACCACCUCAUAGCAGACCAGUGGAAACAGGAUUGGGAGAAGGGUGUCCAGGUACCGGUCAACUCUGAAGCCAUCCCUACAGCUGAAGUCAGUGAAAAGAGACCAUGGACAAAGCUUGGUGGAGACUUUAAAAUACCUAGAAAGUUCCUUCAUGCUAUGAAAGACGAGAGUUUCCAGCAGAGUGUCCAUGAGUUCACUGGGAUGCAGCAAUUGUCAGAAUCAGUGGUCCGUUAUGACUUAGAUGAUCUGGAUGUCUGCUGGCUUCAGAAAGCAAACGAAGAGAGAGAAGAAAAUGCUGAAAUCCUGAUACAUGAAUGGACAAUGGAGAGGAUAAUUGAGGCUUUGGAGAAUCAGUGUUAUGAAAAGAUGCAAAACAAGAAGAAGACAGAGGAAGGACUUGGUAUCGAGUAUGAUGAGGAUGUCGUUUGUGAAGUCUGUCGUUCGCCUGACAGUGAGGACAAUAAUGAAAUGGUGUUCUGCGAUGGCUGUGAUAUAUGUGUCCACCAAGCAUGCUAUGGCAUACAGAAGAUCCCAGAGGGGAGCUGGUUGUGUCGGGUGUGUGCCCUGGGCAUCAAACCGCGCUGCAUCCUCUGUCCCAAGAUAGGUGGUGCCAUGAAGAGUACACGAAGUGGGACCAAGUGGGCCCACGUAAGUUGCUCUCUAUGGAUCCCAGAGGUCACCAUUGGCUGUGUAGAGAAGAUGGAACCAAUCACAAAGAUUUCACAAAUACCUGCAAGUCGAUGGGCCUUGAUAUGUUGUUUAUGUAAGGAGCGGACAGGAGCCUGUAUCCAGUGCUCGGUUAAAGCAUGUAAGACUGCAUUCCAUGUGACCUGUGCUUUUCAAUACAAACUGGAGAUGAGGACAAUUCUCACAGAAAAUGAAAGCGAUGAGGGCAUCAAGCUUAAGGGGUAUUGUCCCAGACACAGUAAGAAUCGAGAGCAUGGGAAUGCUGACUCAGAUACAGACUCUCCAAGGAAGAGCCUGUCUGGUUCACCUCGAAAGGAACUUACUGAUGAGGAGAUCGCCAGAAUGAGGGCAGAGAAGUUGAAGCAACUAGAAGAGGAGUUUUAUAAGGAGAUUGACACUGAUGAGAUAUCCAGUGCUCUGCAGGUGGAUGCAGGCACCAUAGAAUUGAUAGCAGCUUAUUGGAAACUCAAACGCAAGACAAUGUUUGAUGCCCCAUUGCUGAUGCCGAAGACAGAGGAGGAAGAUCUGCUAGAGAAACAACAGGAAGACAGCCUCAUAGCACGGAUGAAGAUGUUUGUACAACUAAGACAAGACCUGGAAAGGGUGCGAAACCUUUGUUACAUGGUUGGUAAACGUGAAAAGAUGAAAAAACAAUUCUACAAGUUACGAGAGCAUGUGUUCAUGGGUCAGGUGAAGGUGUUGACAGACAAGAAACUGUCAUUGACAGAUAGGGAGGUGAAAAGGAUUGUCAGGAAGUAUCAUCACCACAGUAUCUAUGACUGGAAGACUGUGGAAAAGUAUGGUUUCAAUCCUGCACCAGUCGAUGAUGAUGAAAAGGAAGAAGAUCCCUAUCUGGUACUGGAUAUGCCCGGGGAACACCUUCCUCUGGACCUUAAUUUAGCAUCUGAGAGUUCUCCAUGUGAGGAAAGCAUAAAGACAGAUUUAGAUUCUAAGCCAGAAUCAAAACCUGUGUUCUCACACAGGACAGGCUUGGCAUCUAGAAAAGGAUUUUCUCGCAGGAAGGCAAAACAUGUUAAAAGAAAGUUGAUGAAAGCAGCAUUGACCGUAGAGAAUGGUGAUGAAGACAUUGAUGUUGUUUCUGAUAUUGUAAUAGCAAAAGAUCCUUUGGAUGGCCUUGACUGCGUAUCUGAACCUGAGCAAGAGGUCACAGAAAAAUUGCAUCGGCGUGGUCGACAAAGUCGGCAUUGUCGAAAAGUUGACUUCCAGCUUGAAAUGGAAGAAACUUCUGAAGACAGUUCUAAUAAGGAUCGAAACUGUGAACUGAAGGAAAAACGUACAAGGUCAAGUUUUCCUUUUUGUUCAGAGGAAGUAACAAAGACAACAAAGUCACCAGUUAAAGAGGAACUAGAGUCAAAGAAUUGUAGUUUGGAUCUCAUUUCAGAAAUUGAUGUGAAAACUGAGAAAGCAGAUGAAAAGAGUGAGUGUUCCGUAAAGGAAGAUGUUGAGGAUGGAGAUUCUUAUGUGGGCUCUAGAGAGCUACGGAGUGCUUCUGUUAAAUCUGAGGUGGUAGUUUCAGCAAAAACAGAGGGAUCUUUAAAACCAAAACCAAAUGGAAAGGUGUCUGACCGUGUUAAAUCUGAGCUGGGUCAGUUAAUGAAGAUAAACAAACUCAUGGUUCCUGAUAAGAUCAAGAUGAAAGUGCAAAGAGGACUUUUUAGGGCAUCCUCUAAAUCUAGAUUAAAACAAUUAAAUGGUGUGCUAGACAGAAAACAAACACGUCUUGACAGUUUCUUUAAAAAUGGCAAAAAAACUGACGUUGUAGAAUCGACAGUGAUUGAGGAGUCUGCAAUAAUUAAUGGACGAAAGUCGAUGUCACGAGUUUUGAAUGAAAUUUCUCCCUCAAAGACACGUCAAUCAGGAAACAGUUGGUACGGUUCCCCAGCAAUCUCUCCAAAAGGAUACAGAUCUCCACCGGUGUCGCCAAGGAGUAGCCUUGGUAACUACAGAAUUCCUAAGAAAAGCAGUUCGGGUGAUGGACAGAUCGUGUCACGUGUAGGGGAAGAUACAUCAGUGACAGGGUUGAUAAACAGCUCCCCAAGGCCUGAAACGCGGAGUUCUCGUCGCCGUAUAGAGGGAGCAGAUUCCAGCAGUAGAGAUAGUUUUAGUCGUCGUAGCAGCAGGGAAAAUUCUCCAGAUAGUACAAUAAGUUUACAAAGUCGAGGCAGUAACUUUCGGGGUCUAGUGAGGGUUGGGGAAAGUGACCGUGUUCUGACUAGGGCUAGCUCUCCUGCAUCAUCGUACAAGAGUCUUGACCACCACACAGAUUUCAUUGAUGUAGAGAACUUGUUCCAUGAGGCAGACAUUGCCCCAAAACGUGUAACUCGCAGUCAACUCAGCGACAGUGAAUGUUCACGAGAUUCUACAGAUUCGUCAACUAGGCGGUCACUGUCUCAUGUACGCAGUCUCAUGUCCUGACCAAGGUGAAGACACUGACACAUUCAAAUCAUAUCUUAACAAUAUUUGUUCAAUUAAUGGCUCAAAAACUUAAAAAGCUUGACAGCAGAUAGAAUUUUUUGCAAUUGAUGUGUAGGUAGAGGAUACCAUGAGAUCAUGUUUAAUCAAUAUUUCAAUUGAUUGUGUCGAUUGUUCAAUUUUUUCAUAACAUUAAUGUUGGUUCAAAUUCACAUAAUUUCCUUCAGGAAUCAUUUUUGACAGGCCCAUGAGGUUUAAGGUCAUUGGUUGAAAUUUGUUAGCGAAAAGUCUUUCAAUCUCGAAAGAUUUAUUUAUUGUGAAAGAUGUGAAUUGAUUUAAUUUAGAAACUUUGCAACUUUAAUCUAAUCAGAUCAUUUAAGGUUAAAAACCACAAGAAUUUUUUUCUGGUGACUAUUUUCUAGGCUAGAAAUGUUUCCUUAUUCUAAAUAAGGAAUCUUAUUUAGGUUCGUAAGAAAACGGCUUUCAAUUUUCAUCUUUAUUAUUUCUUUAAUGCAGAAAAUAAUAUUUUUGAAAUUGUCAGGUAAAUGUGUAAUAUUGUAAUAAGGAAACUUUUUGUAGUACCAAGAAGCAUGCUAAAUUUUUUAGAAUUUUGAAUUCUUCUGUAUUUGUCUGAAAAUACCUAUUUUUAAUUGGCUUCAUAUGCAUGAGUAAUGGUAGGAGGCCUCAUGUCUGUGAUUUUUAGUAUUUGUUAGCCUCUAUUUUAUUUAAAACAGAACCUAAUAAUUCCAAGUCCUAUAUUACACUAGUUUUUUGGGGUUUUUUUUCCAAAAUGGGCUUAUCUCCAAAAGUGGCUUGUGGCGAUAAUGCAAAUUCUAUCAAAUUUAGUGUGUAUGAUCUGCUUCAAAACCAACAAGAUUUGUUUUUGUUUUGUACACAAAUCUGAUAAAAAUGUCCUUCAGCAUCCUUCAACAAGAUCUGGCUAUUAGAAGUAGGAAAAUGGUGAAGUGAGGGUAAUAUGUGGAUUAUGCUUGUCUUCUGUAAUAGAAAUUUCUCGAAAUCCAUGGAAAUAUUUUAGUUCAUUAAUGAUGUGAAAUACUGUAUUAAAACAUUUUUUUUAAACAUGAUUUUUUUUUUUGCAAUUUUUGCAGGUUUGUUUUCAUUUAGUAAAUAGAAUUGU
Molecule: messenger RNA, 4724 nt
Organism: Ylistrum balloti
Lineage: Eukaryota; Metazoa; Mollusca; Bivalvia; Pectinida; Pectinidae
Product: bromodomain-containing protein homolog
Exons: 16
Coding region: 197-3589 (1130 amino acids)
Biological process (GO): regulation of transcription by RNA polymerase II
Source: RefSeq, a predicted model, not a curated record